Conger conger (European conger) is the source of this 3584-nucleotide messenger RNA. RefSeq names its product collagen alpha-1(VI) chain-like. Lineage: Eukaryota; Metazoa; Chordata; Actinopteri; Anguilliformes; Congridae. The record is from RefSeq and is a predicted model, not a curated record. The coding region runs from base 140 to 3172 and encodes 1010 amino acids. The transcript is spliced from 36 exons.
CCCACCUGCACCUACUCAAUUGUGCAAGACAACAGCACACCUGGCUAGAGAGUAAGGUAUCGAAGACACGCUACAAACUACAAAAAUAAAGGUUUUGCAGUGACAACAUUUCUGUUCACGUUGAAGAAACACCGCCAACAUGAACAUCACCUGGGCCAUGACUCUGCUGCUGCUUGUUAAUGGUGCCCAUUCCAAUAAAAGGAAGCAAAUAGAAGAAUUUUAUGACUGCCCUGUGGAUGUUUACAUCGUUUUGGAUACCUCAGAGAGUGUGGCCCUCAGAGCCAAGCCAUAUGGAUCUUUUGUCGAAAAGAUAAAAAAAUUUGCUCUUGAUUUUGUGGACCAGCUCAGCAACAGGUACUACCGUUGUGAUCGCAACCUGAUGUGGAACGUAGGAGUGCUACAUUACAGCGAUGAGGUGAAAAUCAUGAGUGAGCUCAUCAGCUUGCAGACUACCAUUGGUAAAGUCCAGUUGAAGAGAGCCAUCCAGGACAUCCGCUACAUUGGAAGGGGGACCCACACUGACUGUGCCAUUUCUGUGGCAACUGGACAGCUGAUGACAGGAACCUCUCCUUUCAAUAGAAACAAAUACAUGGUGGUUGUGACUGAUGGCCACCCAUCUGAUGGCUACAAGGAGCCCUGUGGCAGCAUCAACUAUGUUGUGACUGAAGCCAGAGGAAUGGAUAUAAAAAUAUUUGCCGUCGCCAUCACACCAGACCAUCUGGAAAACAGGCUGGCUGCCAUUGCAACAGAUGUCCAGUACAGAUACAACCUGUCUGCAACAAGUGACAAUCCAUCAGUCGUCAGAGAUACCAUCAAAACCAUUCUGUCCACCAUUUACGAUGAUUCAGAGACUUUGUGCUGCUCAUAUGAAUGCAAGGGUGCUAGAGGACCCCCCGGGCCACCAGGUGAAGAGGGUGAAACGGGAACACCAGGAAGACAGGGAGUUGCUGGGAAACCUGGUGGUAUGGGGUCAAAGGGUGUCACUGGGGACCAAGGACCUCCAGGUCACACAGGAGAGAAGGGUGACCAGGGUUCCACAGGAGAUAAGGGUCCUAGAGGAGCUUCUGGACAAAGGGGCGAAAAGGGACAUAAUGGAAUUGAUGGAAAAGAUGGUCCAAUGGGGGAGUCUGGUUCAGCUGGUCUUCAAGGUUGUAAAGGAAAUGAUGGGAUGGAGGGGUACCCAGGUCCUCCAGGACAAAAAGGUGACCUUGGCUCUUUUGGAGAACCAGGACAAAAGGGUGAGAGGGGAUCUCCUGGAAUAGCAGGAGAAUCCGGUGUUUCUGGUGUUACUGGAGCUAAGGGAGACAGUGGGCCUGUUGGGGUAAGAAGUAACGAUGGGGAUAGAGGUGAUGAUGGGGACAUUGGCAGGACUGGCGCACCUGGUGCAAUGGGCAAGAAGGGGGAGAUUGGUAUCAGAGGGCCCCCUGGAAUCAGAGGAGUCCAGGGGGAUAAGGGUGAUCCUGGUCCCAUUGGAGCUCAGGGGCAUGAGGGGCCAUCUGGAGAAAUAGGCGACGCAGGUCUUGUUGGUGUUCGUGGUCUGAAGGGUUACAAAGGGGAACCGGGUUCUCUCGGACUUCCGGGAACCACAGGUUCUAGGGGACAGCCAGGCUCUACAGGAGAUGCAGGCCCUAUGGGUGAGAGAGGGGACAACGGUGCACAGGGUCAAGGACAACCUGGAUACGCGGGUUUCCAGGGAUUUCCUGGUGUGCGAGGCACUCCAGGUCCCAAGGGAAUCAGGGGUUUCCCUGGAUUGAAGGGAGACGCGGGGCAGCCGGGUGACCGAGGCAAUGAUAAUGAUGUGCCCGGUAAGGAGGGAGCCAGUGGACCCAAAGGUUAUCCUGGUUUACCAGGGGAAAAUGGGGCACCAGGACCUGUGGGACACCCGGGGGCAGAUGAAUGUGAAAUACUGGAAGUGAUUCAGAAACUCUGCUCUUGCUGUGAAUGCGAGUGUGGAGCAGUGAAGCUGCUGUUCGUGUUGGACAGCUCAGAGAGCGUGGGUCUACAGAACUUCACUCUGGAGAAGGAGUUCAUCAUUCGCAUCAUCAACAAGAUCACCAAGUUCAGCAAGAAUAAGAAUGAGCCUGGUUCACGAGUGGGUGUGGUACAGUACAGCCAUGAGGGGACCCAGGAGCUGGUGUCCAUGGAUGACCCCAACAUUACCUCUCUGUCUCAACUUAAAAGAUCGGUGAAGAACAUGCGCUGGAUUGCUGGAGGCACGUACACUGGGGAAGCCCUAGACUUUGCACGCCGGGCCUUUGACAGCUCCAAGCUGUCCAGUAAGGUGGCCAUUGUGCUGACAGACGGCAGGUCAGACACCCGGGACUCCAAGCCACUGUCCUCUCUCUGCAAUUUGCCCAAUGUCAGGGUUGUUGGCAUUGGCAUUGGGGAUAUCUUCCGCAGAGGUUCUCAUGCCACCAUGCUGCAGGAAAUCACCUGCCUGGGAAUGGCCCGGCCCGGCCUGUACUUGAAUAUCACUGACCAUUCCCAGCUUGUGGAAGAGGCCUUCCUCAACAAUGUUACUGGUUAUAUAUGCCAAGAUAAGAAGUGUCCUGAUUAUUCCUGUCCUGCUACAUUUCAGGGGCGCACAGAUAUCGUCUUCAUGCUUGACGGAUCUUCCAGUGUGGGCAGGAGGAAUUUUGAGAGAACCAGAGACUAUGUGGCAAAUGUGGCGGGCAUGCUGCUAUCCUCAAACCCAGUAGGGGACCUUCGGCUGUCCAUCGUACAGUACAGUGACACCAAACAGCAAAGGGUGGAGGUCCCCUUCACCAGCCAAGUGAUGGAUGUGCAAGCCCGCCUUUCUUCCAUACGCUAUAUGGACAAGGCCACCGACCUACCAGCUGCUUUGGCCUUCCUGAACAGUGGUAUCCAGUGGGAUGGACAGCCCAAUGUCCGUAGGAAGGUGGUUGUCUUCACAGAUGGACGAUCCAAACCCUCUGCCCGUGCCCAAAUUCCUAGAGCAGCAGCCACCACACUGAGCCAGAAGAUGGUACUGCUGGCCUUAACUGUGGGGGACACUUUUGACGAGAUGGGAGUUUGCCAGCUGGUGACUGGAGAAGCAGACAACUUUGACUAUCGCAUUGUGGACAGUCUUGUUUACCGGGUGGUACGCUACACUGACCUGGCCCAGACAGUAGCUAUGCGGAGCUUAAUAAGAAAAGUAUCAAAAGCCUAGGGUAUUUCCCUGUACCCUCAAGUGUAACAGACUGCACACACAGUAUAGGCCUAUACUGUGGAUACUAUAUAUAAAUAUAUAUUUCUCUUCCAAAGAAAAGUUGAUUCUUCAGGGGCCCUUUUCCAAGAACAUGUUUUAUUUUUGCUCUCAUUCUUUAGCAUCUUGUGUAUACGACUGGUUCGUUCAGUGUUCUGUUUGUCAGUUUGUUGUUCUGUGAUAAGUGUGACUGCUGUGAUAAGUCUGACUGCUUAUCCGAUCUAGAAAUCUUCAGCAUGGAGGAUUAAGCAGCAUGAUGACUUUGUGUACAAUAUAUGGUUGUUUCUUCAACGUAAUCUAUCAAUGUAAUCUUAAUUUUAGUCAUUGGAGCCCCAAUAGAACUUCUGACUAAUAAACAAUCAAAUGAGUCUGUGAA